This is a messenger RNA of Rasamsonia emersonii CBS 393.64, 306 nucleotides long. RefSeq lists its product as uncharacterized. The transcript has a single exon. The record is from RefSeq and is a predicted model, not a curated record. Lineage: Eukaryota; Fungi; Ascomycota; Eurotiomycetes; Eurotiales; Trichocomaceae. The annotation marks the transcript as partial.
CAUACUCCCUUCCUCGUCUUAUUUAUUUAUGUCAACUAUUUUAACCCCCCCGCCAACAACAAACUCUGCCCCGUCAUAUACCCCGUCCGCACGAGCAUGGUCACCACAUUGGCCACCUCGUCCGGCGUCCCCAGCCUUCCGAGCGGGAUGGACGCCGCUACCUCGGGGAUCGCGCUCGCGCCGGGGAUCAUGCCCGUGUCGCCGAUCAUGGCCGGGGCGACGUCGUUGACGCUGAUGUUGAACUCGGCCAGGCGGGUGGAGAGAUUGCGCAUCAUGCCGGUUAGGCCGCCUUUGGAGGCUGCGUAG